Drosophila busckii is the source of this 2149-nucleotide messenger RNA. RefSeq names its product translation initiation factor eIF-2B subunit epsilon (gene eIF2Bepsilon). Bases 52 to 2046 code for a protein of 664 amino acids. Lineage: Eukaryota; Metazoa; Arthropoda; Insecta; Diptera; Drosophilidae. Gene Ontology annotation, molecular function: guanyl-nucleotide exchange factor activity; translation initiation factor activity; translation initiation factor binding. Gene Ontology annotation, biological process: biosynthetic process. Gene Ontology annotation, cellular component: eukaryotic translation initiation factor 2B complex. The transcript has 5 exons. The record is from RefSeq and is a predicted model, not a curated record.
UCUAGUUGGAACGCAGGAUUUAAGUGCAUACGAAUUUUAUUAAUAAGAAUAAUGUCACAAUUUCAAAAGGAAAUUGUACAAGCUGUGCUUAUAGCCGAUAACAAUGCAUGGAACUUUAAGCCGCUGUCCGAUGAAGGGCCAACGGCGCUGCUGCCGCUAGUAAAUGUAAGCAUGCUGGACUAUGCGUUAAUAGCGCUAAACCGCAGCGGCGUCGAGGAGGUUUUUGUUUAUGCCAGCACUUUCUUGCAGGAUAUACGUGAGCAUAUAAAACAGGGCAUAGCCACCAGUGCGAGCUGGUCCUUUGCAAUGACCGUGCAUGUAAUUGGCGGCGAGGGUUGUCGUUGUUUUGGCGAUGCCAUGCGUGAUCUGGAUGCCAAAGCGCUGAUACGCGGUAAUUUUAUAUUAUUGGGUGCGGAUACAGUGACCAAUGCGGAUUUACGUCCUGUGCUGGAGCAGCAUAAGCGCAAUGCCAAAUUCGACAAAGGCAAUGCCGCCACGCUGGUGUUCAAAGAAUGCGCCAGUAACACACCACGCACCGGUAAUGAGCUCCUGAUAGCGGUGAACAAGCAAAACGAUCGACUGCUCUAUCAUCAGCGACUGCGCAUGAACCAUAAAGAGACGCGCUAUCAGUUGCCGUUGGAUGUAUUUCUCAGCAACGCAUGCGUUACAAUGCAUCACAAUCUGUUGGACCCACAGAUAGCCAUUGGUUCACCCUCGAUGCUUUCGCUGUUUAGCGACAAUUUUGAUUUUCAGACACGCGAUGACUUUGUACGCGGUCUGCUUAUUAACGAGGAGCUGCUCGACAGUCGCAUCUAUGUGGCCAUGCUGCCGCCAGCACAAUACGCCUGCAAGGUGAACAACUGGCUUGCGUACCAGCUGGCCAGUCGGGACAUAAUCAAUCGCUGGGCGUAUCCCUUGGCGCCAGACAUGUGUCUCUAUAAGCUGCAACAGCAGUAUGCUUUCCACAAGGACAACAUCUACAAAAGCCACGAUGCGCUAGUUUCCAAGGUGGCGCUCCAAGAGAAUGUUGUCAUACAAGCUGGCAGUCAAGUGGACACAGGCACGCUUAUUAACUCAAGUGUCAUUGGCGCCAAUUGUCACAUUGGUAAAAAUUGUCAGCUCACCAGCGUCUUUCUCAUGGACAAUGUGACCAUCAAGGAUAACUGCGUGCUGCAGCAUUGUGUUAUUGGCGCCGGCGCCAUUAUCAAUAAUCACUGCGCCAUCACCGAUGGCUGCGUGCUGGGCAGCAAAUGCAUAUUGCCUGCCAAGACUAAGCUGGCCAAUAAGCUGCUCUCCAGUAAUCUGCGCUCGGAUAACAAUGCGAUUGAGGUGGUCAGCUAUGGUCCCCAGGCCUAUGUCAUUAGCGAUUCAGCCAGCGCCGAGGCAGAUGAUUCCGAUUCGGAGGACGAGCUUAUGUUCAAGUCUAAUAAACCUACCAUACCCAAAAUGUGUCCACUGCAAAUGCUGCUCAAUGAGGACAGCGACAGCACCUACUCCAGCGAUGAUGAGGAUGAGGAUGGCUCACGCCUGGUCACACCGCUGCCCGAUGACACCAACAUAUUCCUGUCUGAGGUUAUAGAUUCCCUAACACGUGGCUUUCGCGAAAUGUCCAAUCCAGAUUUUCUUAUACUCGAGAUAAACUCGUCACGUUAUGCCUACAAUAUGUCGCUAAAGGAGGUAAACUUCUAUGUGGUAAAGGCUGUCUUUAGCUUGGACAGCGUGCUGGAGCCAGCCAACAAUAAUGUGCUGGCAGCCAUCAGUGGUGUCUUCAAGCAGCUGGGACCCGUUGUCUCCAACUACAUUAAGAGCGAAGAUGCUAUGCUGGAUUGCCUUAAGGCAUUGGAGGAUAUUUGCGAGGAGAACGAGCUGGUGCGUGACAAGAUCUCCCAGGUAGUGCACUAUCUCUACGACAAGGAUUUUGUCAGCGAGGAUGCCGUGCUUGCCUGGUACGAGCAACUGGAUGUUACUGAGCAUGCCACACUGCGGCAAAGUCUUGCUAAGUUGGUUGAGUGGCUCAAUCAGUCUAGUGAAGAAGAGGAUGACUAGGACACACUGUUAUAAACUGAAUAAAUGAAAUAUAUCAACAAUGUAUUUGUUAUAAUUUUUAUUGCGUUACACUCAAAAAUAUUCCCUUUUUCUCAAAAUAUAG